GAAAGAAGAAGCCUUUUAACAAAGUCGCAAACUGAUUUCAAGGCAUUUGGUUUUUGCUCUUUGCUAAUCAAUCAUCUUCUGUGUGUAGAUCUGAAGCAAAGCUUAAGACAGAGAACAGAGAAGAGAACGCUCAUCAGUUGGAGAAAAUUCAAAAGACAUGUCGGCACUAUUCAAUUUCCAUUCGUUUCUGACUGUUGUGCUUUUGGUGAUUUGCACCUGCACAUAUCUCAAGAUGCAAUUCCCCACCAUCCUAGAACAGAAAACAGGCUUCCGAGGUUUCUUUUGGAAGGCGGCUAGAAUAGGUGAACGUUUGAGCCCUUGGGUGGCUGCUGGAUGCUUUACAAUGGGAGUGUCAAUAAUAUUCUUUUGAUCAAUAGAGAUUUGUUUGUAUAUUUGGUAGAAGUUGCAUCUUUUGUUCUUAUGGAUAGCUGAUAUAUGAAAUUCUAUGCUAUUUAUCUUUUAGGUGAUGAAAAGGGAUCUAGUCAUGUAAUAUAGCAUUCCAUAUGGGGAUAUGAGGCAUGAUUUCCGCAAUUAUUUUUUUUGGGUUAUUUAAUUUUGGCUUGACAAUCAUGAAA
Messenger RNA from Camellia sinensis, 575 nucleotides. The record is from RefSeq and is a predicted model, not a curated record. NCBI's taxonomy places the organism in Eukaryota, Viridiplantae, Streptophyta, Magnoliopsida, Ericales, Theaceae.